UUUUACAUUAUGGAAAGAAAACGAAGAUUAAUUUAGGUAUAGCUAGUUUUUCUUUCUUUGUUUGAACAUAUACAUAGCUAACAUGUCAUCAUAUUAUGUAAUAGCAGGUAUGAAUUAAAUUUUGUUUUUUGUGGCAAUUUGCUGAUGGCAAGGAUGAAGCGAGCUGUUGACGUGAAAGAAACUGCAAAAUUAGAUAUUGAAAAGUUAUGCAGGUGCUUUCCAUCUCACAGGAUUUCAAUAGAUGAUAUUCGUGAGUGGAUGAAGGACGAAUCGACUUUUUUUGGUCGUGAAGUUGAGACUGAAGAAGAAGAUUGGAAAUGCAAGUACGUUAUAUACCUGGUCUUGUACGCUGAUCUUUACCAUCGAUGGAAUGGUUGCACUGAUCCAAGUGAACUGACUGUUCGAUUUAAUCAGAUGAAAAGUAUGUUCAAAAAGUUCAACUUGUUUCUAGAGAUAUUAAAGUCUUAA
Molecule: messenger RNA, 468 nt
Organism: Xenia sp. Carnegie-2017
Lineage: Eukaryota; Metazoa; Cnidaria; Anthozoa; Malacalcyonacea; Xeniidae
Exons: 3
Coding region: 145-468 (107 amino acids)
Source: RefSeq, a predicted model, not a curated record